Vidua chalybeata is the source of this 1070-nucleotide messenger RNA. It is a transcript of the gene COMMD4, whose product is annotated as COMM domain containing 4. Lineage: Eukaryota; Metazoa; Chordata; Aves; Passeriformes; Viduidae. The transcript is spliced from 8 exons. Bases 331 to 930 code for a protein of 199 amino acids. The record is from RefSeq and is a predicted model, not a curated record.
GGCGGGACCGCGCCCGCACUGAGAGGACGGCUGUGAUUGGACAGGGCGGAGGAAGGCGGGCCGGGAUUGGCGGGUGGGGCCGCGCCCGUGGGAGCGGGAGGCGCCCGGCGCUGCGGAGCCGGGGCUGCUGGAAGGGCGCGGGGGCCGCUCCGAGCCCCCGUCCCCUCCUCCGGCCCUCUCUCCUGCCCGGCUCCCGGCUGAAAGGUCCCGCUGAGCCCCUACCGGACCGCCCCAUCAGGGACGGGGCCUAGCGGGCAGCGGCCGGGGAGUGGUUCCGGGUCGCAAAGGCGGACUCUGCCGUAGCGGCGCGGACCGGGGAGCGGCGGCGACAUGCGGUUCCGCUUCUGCGGGGACUUGGACUGCCCCGACUGGGUGCUGGCCGAGAUCAGCACCCUGGCCAAAAUAUCCUCGGUGAAGCUGAAGCUGAUCUGCGCCCAGGUGCUGCGGGACCUGCUGGGGGAGGCCAUCGAGUACGACAAGAUCCUGAAGCUGACCUCAGAUGCAAAGUUAGAGUCAGGGGAUGUGAAGGCGACCAUUGCUGUCCUCGGCUUCAUCCUCUCCAGUGCAGCCAAGCACAACGUAGACAGCGAGUCUCUGUCGAGCGAGCUGCAGCAGCUGGGACUGCCCAAAGAGCAUGCCAGCGGGUUGUGCCGUUCCUAUGAGGAGAAGCAGAGCCCCCUCCAGGACAGGCUCAGGGCCUGCAGCCUGCGAUUGAGCCAGCUGGGCUCAGUGCGCUGGCGGGUGGAUUACACCCUCAGCUCCAGCGAGCUGCAGGAGGUCAACGAGCCCGUGGUGCACCUGACCUUCAACGUGCGGGACAGAGAGUGUGAGAAGAUGACGGCUGUCCCCGUGACGCUCUCGGCCAACAAGUUCUGGGUGCUGCUGGCAGAGCUGAAGCAGGCCCAGACCCUGAUGAACACCCUUCUCUGAGGAGCCAGAAAAGGGCCACGGCGGGAGGCUGCGACACUGACUUGGGGGUCCAGAUUGGUGCUCCUGGCUGGGGAGGAGGACGUUUCCCUUCCCUCCGGGUUUCCGGGGCAGCUCCAAUAAACUCCGGGUGACAAAGCUGA